Messenger RNA from Fusarium fujikuroi IMI 58289, 3222 nucleotides. RefSeq lists its product as uncharacterized. NCBI's taxonomy places the organism in Eukaryota, Fungi, Ascomycota, Sordariomycetes, Hypocreales, Nectriaceae. Bases 1 to 3222 code for a protein of 1073 amino acids. Gene Ontology annotation, molecular function: protein binding. The transcript is spliced from 5 exons. The record is from RefSeq and is a predicted model, not a curated record.
AUGGCAGAGGCUGCUGGCACUGCCAUCGGGAUAAUAUCCUUUGGCCUUCAGUUAUACACCGGGUUGUCAGAAUACCUCGAUGCCGUCAAGGGACGAGAAGAAGACCUCCUGCAGGCCAAAAACAACGCAAGGACACUGCAAUGCUCCUUGAAGGCGAUCGAAGAUACAAUGAGUCAAAUCAACGGCAACGCAAUUGCCCAAGACGCAGUAGAGGAGUGUAAGAGCUCGUGUGAAUCUGAGCUCAAGGCCUUGCAUGAACUUCUUAACAACUUGCAGGGAAAGCCUAUCAACCAUUCAGACCCUGUUAGUAAAGCAAAAAGUUCAAUACAAAAAUGGAGUUAUCCCUUCAAGAAGAAGAACAUCGCCAGGCUUGAAGAACGGCUAAAGUCAGCAAACAAUGUCCUCAAAACUGCUUUAUCAGCUUUACAACUGGCCAUUUUGAACGACCAGUGCACAGCCAUCUUUUCGUUACAGCAGACGGUGGAGACCAUUAGAGCCCAAACUGAAAGCUCACCCAGAACGACAGAGUUUCCUAACUUUAACACAAAGAUUGAUGAGAUCCUCACCCAUCUGCGCAGUGCUGAGACUACACAAACGCAAGUCGCCCAGCUGGUGUCAUACCCAAAAGACUUGCAAAUACUUUGCGACGCUGUUUCAAAUGUGUCACUACGCUCAGAGCCGCGAUCUAUGCCGCCCAACCCACAUACGAUAAGAUCUAUCACGGCCCAGAGAGGGAGAGCACAUGAUUUAUGCAAUUGUGCCAAGCGUCAGAAUAUCCAGCGCAGCAGAGCCCGCUUGGGCUUAAUUUUCUUUGAGAGAGAGCUUAAGAGGACAUCUCACCACGCGCCCGAAUGCCCCUUAUCACAAGUCGUCACAUCAACCGAGCAGAAGCGUAACGCGGUUGGUAUUUCCAUUCCCAAUAUUUUGAACAUCUUGACAAGCGCUGUCGGUGUUUCAAUCUCUCUCACAACUGGUGCAGGCGGCUUUAGUCUGGCUCAAAACAUCACGUGGAGAUCAACGGUGGACGACAGUCUUUCCCCAGCCUUCAAGCUCGUCCGGGCUCUUUGUGAUCUACAGACAUGGAGAGAGCCAAGCUUGGGUAAGAAGGAAUACGAGAUGAUCGCAAAGUCAUGUGUGCGGCGACUCCAUUUAUGUUAUGCCAACCGCCAAGCGUCUCCGCUCGACAUGAACAGCAAUGGCGAAUCAGUUCUUGAUGUCCUAGCAUCAGGGAUGAACAGCUAUCUAAGCCUGGGGAAAGAAGCAGCAGAUGAUGUAGCCUUUGUUUUUCGGUCCCUCGCUGCUAUCGAGGUGCCUAUCACCUACGACCAAGGCGGAGACUUGCGCUUUCUGUCUGUUGUCCUAGAGAGUGCAUGGUUACUUAACACCAACACACUCCCCGAAACCAUAUCAGCACUUUUGUCUCGGUGCGGGGAGUCAACAAGACAUGACUAUACGAGCGUCAAUGGGUUUGACAAGUACCCAAAAAGACGUAGUAUACUCAAAGAGUUUCCCCAGAUUGCCCAAAGUCUCGGGUUCAAUCCACUGAGCAUCGCAGUUCUCAGAGAGGACGAAGAUGAUGUUCGUUUCCUAAUCAAAAGAUAUCCAUCGUUCAAAAUGGAAGUCAACUACUGUGGACAGUCACCCGUUCACAUAGCUGUCGUGGUCGGAAAUCUAGACAUACUGUCGCUCGUCAUCGGAAAUACUGACCCCGAAGCCAUCAACGUCAUGGACAGUAUGAAAAGAUACCCGAUCGAUUAUGCCGUCUCCCAUUUUCUUGGGAAACCCAAGGCAGAUGACCAGCACUCAUGUGUCAGUUGUAAGAUGGUGGAACUACUGCUCGAUUCAAAGGCAGUUCUAUAUGAGCCAUCCCUAGAACAGGGUCUUUGGGAAGCAUGUAAACGCACCAAAACAGCCAUUCUCCAACAUCUGGCACAGAGAAGGCACGAAUUGGAACAACUAGCUGUUUCAAACCUUCCUGCUGCUCAGGUAAAAGACCUUGGUCUAUGUAGAGGUUGGACCUUGGACCGAAAUGCGUUCAAGGUGCAAUGCUGUCUUACAGCUCAAUCCUACAGUGUACCAAGCUAUUUGAAGGUGCACUGUGACAAACAAUCGGUAGCGUCGCAGGAGACGCCAAAGUCCGUGUAUACUUAUAUACUUGACAGGGAGACCGCUGAGUAUGCCUUUUCAUUAGGCUUCGACAGGGAGACUGCUUUUAUUGACGUUUUUCGUCGCGUAAUAAAGAACGUCAUCCAAAGAGGCUCCCUUGGUUGGCCCUCUCCCUGGUACAUUGACUGGAUACUCGAAUGUGGCGCAGACCUUACAUCGACUGUACCAGUGGAUUUCGUGCCUGGGGUCAUUGAUGGAGCGACAUGGGCUCAUUAUCUCAUGUCAGUUUUGGGCUACAAGGCAAGAAUUUGGCCUUAUAGACUUUACGACAAUGCUUUGCCGCAGUCAGUUGCAGACGACGCCUUUUCCGAGGUCCUAGGCGAUGAUUGUCGAUGCCACUGCUCCUCACAGGGUUGCACACCUCUCAUUAAGUUUUUGGAAGGCCUUGGAUGUCGCCGUCGCUUCCCUCGAACCUGGUUCACUCUGACAGAAGGAAUCAGGUCCUUUGUGGCUAGCAUCCAAGCUCUAAUUGCCGGAGAACAUACUGCACAGAACUGGAUGCCUCGUGCAGUCUUACGCUACGCGACAUUUUCUGCAUUAGGACUCCGUCAUACGUGCUGUAAACAUUCACAUGGUGGGUUAUGCUCUAUUAUGGAUUCAGAUGAGAUUGAUGAGAUACAUGAGGAGGACUCGGCCACGCUACAGAAGUUAGAAGACCUUGUUACAUACUUCGGGGAUGGCUAUGGAAGCAUGGCCACGCUGGAUGUAUUUUUAAAGGACGUUUGGCUUCUAAAGAUGAAAGAGGUGUAUCAAGAGAUGGCUUCCUAUCGUAUCACUGAAGAGCAGCUCAAGAAGGCAGAAGAUUUCGGUGUGAAGCUAGCCAUUGCCGAUAGCAAACCUGCCCUCGGGUGUGAACCACCUCCAGGUUCAUAUUUCAGCAUAAAAGUGGAUGUCGACGAGCCGGAAGGUCAUCCUGAUAUUAUACCAAUUGGUUUGGGUGGGUGGAUGAAACGAUUCGACGAAAUCGCGAUAGAUCCAGACAGGCCUGUAUUCGUCACUGCUGCGUCCUCGAACACUACUGCUGUGACUCAGACCAGUGUCUCGCCCGUCACAUAG